This is a messenger RNA of Leptidea sinapis, 4776 nucleotides long. It is a transcript of the gene msl-2, whose product is annotated as E3 ubiquitin-protein ligase MSL2. Bases 95 to 1402 code for a protein of 435 amino acids. Gene Ontology annotation, cellular component: MSL complex. The record is from RefSeq and is a predicted model, not a curated record. NCBI's taxonomy places the organism in Eukaryota, Metazoa, Arthropoda, Insecta, Lepidoptera, Pieridae. Gene Ontology annotation, molecular function: ubiquitin protein ligase activity. The transcript is spliced from 4 exons.
CAGAAGUGUUUGCGGCUUUUUGCUAAGUUUUUGUUGUUUGUUGUAAAUAAGUAUUUACAUUAAUAAUGUAUACAUUUAAGUAAUUUUUUGAUAAAUGAAGAUGAACGCUACCAGUUUAUACGUUUCUACUUGUAGGUUAAUCCUUUUAGCGAACGCAUCGGACAAAAGUUCUUGGACAGACUUAUUCCGUUUAGUUCCUUAUUUACGACAAUCCUUGUCUUGUACUGUUUGUGGAAAUUUGUUAAAAGAACCAUAUACUCCAACUGAUACAAGUUGUCAGCACCACGUAUGUAAGACCUGCAUAGGCGGAAGAAAGAAAUUAAAACCUUCGUGUAGUUGGUGCAAAGAUUACGAAAACUAUUCAGAAAAUUUACAACUUCGAAUUCUACUUCAAUGCUAUAAAAAGCUGUGUUCGUAUUUCAUGGGAACUGAUAUAUUCAAAAUUUUAGUAAAAGAGGGCACCAAAUCUGAUGGAGUAAAUGGUGGAGUGAUGGCGAAUUCCAGCUUGAUUGAUUUGAUACGAGAGGCAGCCCAGUUCGAGGAUGAUUUUAAAUGUAAUGCAGGCUUGUCGAAAUCCGCAUACAGUAUAUUACCAUGUGUUUAUACAAAUUCUGCUUCCACACAAACACAAGCUGCAUCUUCAAGCAAUAUUGAAACUAGGUCUAUUAAAACAUCUCCGGACUCUAGAGCGAUGUCAAAUGGUUCUCCGAUUUACUCUGUCAUGUAUGCAGCUAGUGGUAAUAAAAUUACUAUUAAACGAAAAGCAACAGAUGAAACUGAAGUUAUUAAAAAAGAAACUGGUACUAGGGAAAGUAAGCCAAGUCAACCUUUGGGAUUUAAGAAGCCAUCAACUAGGUCUCGUAAUUCGUCCAGUAGCAAAAGAAAAGGAUGCAGAUGUGGAAAUGCAACGGCAACACCUGGAAAGUUGACAUGCUGUGGUCAGAGAUGCCCUUGUUAUGUGGAAAGUAAGCCCUGUACAGAAUGUAAAUGCAAAGGCUGUAGAAACCCUCAUAGGCCUGACGGAAUGAAAGUGCGUCCACUUGUGCCUACUACGGAUAGUGUACCAAUAGCAAUAAACACCAACCCUGAUAGUUCACCCUCGUGUUCUGGUUCAAUGGACAGUCUUGAAAAUGACAAUAUCAUGGAUGGUAUGGAGGACUCACUCAGGUUUACAGUUGAUUAUAAAUCAGCAGAUAUUAAAGUUUUUUCAAGUGAACUCCAAGAUUUAACACCAUCCUUGCCGGCAAUUCUCAUGGAUGACAACUUAACAGUGUCUCCGGAAGAUGACGUGAGUUCGCCACGUGAUUAUACACUGUCACCCAGAGACACUAUAGACACAGAGGUGUCACCACAGUCUCUGGGUAUGCCAGAGAUGCCAAGUGAUAUUGAGGUGGAUAUAUGACAACAACUUUCUCUAGCAGGUGACUAGAAAAUAUUAAUAAACUUUCACAGUGAGUGUUGUACAAACUCUGACCGGACUCUUGGUGUGGUCGCUAGUCACAUUGUCCACAUCGAAAUACAAGUGUGUGUCUUAGUUGUUAGUUAUUAAUUCGUAAGUAUUACUUCCUCAAUGUAAUGUAAAUAAAUAAUUUAUUAAUUAUUGGGAGUAGGUUGAUAAUAAAUAAACAGGCUUGUAGUAAGACGGAAUUACAGAUAACGCGCGAGUUGAGUGCAGAGUUCAGAAAUGCGAUAGUGAUGUGACCUUAUUAUAAUUGUGACGAUAAUCAUGAGGGUGUCGAUAAAUUUAAUAUUUUUUUUAUAUGGAAGAGGGGGCAAACGGCACAAGGAAUGGCGAGAGGUGAGGCAACCGCCCAUGGACAUCCGCAACAACAGGUGUCAAGAGAUGCGUUGUCGGCCUUUAAGGUGGGAGUAUGCUCUUCUCUUGAAGGUCCCUAAGUCGUAUCGGUUCGGGAAAACCGCAGCCGGUAAUUGAUUCCACAAAGUGGCUGUGCGAGGUAAGAAAUUACUUGCAAAACGCGCGGUUGUGGAAUGCCAGACGUCAAAGUGAUGCGGGUGGUAGUUUACACGUAAUGUCCGUUGGUGGAAUUCGGCCUCUGGAAUCAACCCGAACAGCUUAUAUCAGCACUCCCCAUGAUAAAUGCGGUAGAAGAUGCAGAAAGAACCCACAUCUCUACGCAACGCCAAAGAAUCAAGCCGAUCGGAGAUGACUUGAUCGUCGAUGAUUCGAGCCGCUCUUCGUUGUACCCGCCCAGAGGUGGGAACCAUGUGAGGCCGGAAUAAAGAAUGAACGAUGAAUUUUUCCUAAUAAUUAAUUUUUUUUUUCUGCCAUUAUUCAAAACGUGUCUAAAAUAAUUUUCGCCUUGUCUCGUGCGCCUUUUUCGUUUUUUUGGAGCGGGAUCUGAUGGACUCAAAUCAUUAAAAAAAAUAACAUGGGAUCACAAAUUUAGUUUUAUCGCAAUGAUACGGUAAGCGACUACGACACAACACUACACUGCAGGCGCGCGAGACGAGGCGUGCGGAAGGCGGGGGGAGAUACUCCCGCUCUUUACCACAGACGCCGACUGCAUUCAACUCGCGCGAUGACUGUACUUGCAUUGUUAAUAGUUAUUUAUGCAACUGUUGUGUAAUAAGGGGCAUUAAAACACGAAGGUGGAUUUAUCUCACGAAUGUGAUAAUAGUAUCACAUGAGUGUUUUAAUACCUAAUUAUCAACAGUUGCAUACAAGACUUUAUCUACACCCAAAAUAUGAAUCCUCUAAAAGAUUCUGAAACAGUUAGCUUACUGCUAACAUUAAAACAGCCAGUCCUAGUAGUAACCUAAUAUCCUCCAUUACUGAUUAUAUACAAAUAAACUAAGUAUUAAUGAAACAAUUAUUUAUUUUAGUAGUAAUUUACAUUUUGUAUAGUGCAAUACUUAAAAUUCACUUGAAUAUUAUGUUCUUUUGGAAAUUAAUCUCUCAUUUUUUUGUAAACAAAACAAUAAAAAUAUCGAAGAAAAAUGGCGGGGAUUCGAAUAACCUACUUUUUUUUACGGCGCGCGAAAUGUUCUUUUUUUUUUAAUUCAUAUAGAUGCCACGCAUCGAGCAAUAAGAAUGUGGCUGUCUGUCAAAACUCCUUGAGCAUGAAGGGAAUGAAAAAAAAAUAGGAGUGUUGUUAUGAAAUUCAGUACAACAUUACAACACUCGUUUGGAUGAUGUAAUGGUUAUUAGAACAUUGGGUGUUUGAAUGUUGGCAAUAAGCUAACUGUUUCAGAAUCUUUAAUAGAGGAUUUAAAGCAUGGGUGUAGAUAAAAAUAAAUACUAUAUUCUGUUUUUUUUUUUAUUACGUGUUGUAAUAUUAGAUAUGUGAUGAAUUUUUGUACAAUGUACAUAUUCAAUGUAAGUAAUUGAGACUGUGAAAAUAUUGAAUUUUAGUUUUGAUAAGCAUAAUAUUCAUCGUUGUUGAGGCUACCAACAUAAGUAUUUUUUUUUCAGUUAGAACAAGGUCUGUGUCAUUAUUUGGGUUAUUCUAUAGUUUUUGUAGUUAGUUGUCUACAUCACAAUAAUAAUAUUGAACAGUGCUGUUUAAAUUUUACAGUUAAAUUAGUGUUUAACAAGAAUGUGAUCUUAUAGUAUGUAAGAAAAAUUAAAAUUUGCCAUUCAUGCCACCCUUAGUAAGGCACAUAUUGUAAUUAAUUAUCUAAUAUAAUAUAAAAUGGAAAAAGGACUCAAUUAAUUGCCCUAUUUGUAAAUUUUAAUGGCCAAAAACUUAAAGUUGGAAUAUUUUUAUACUUACACUUAACAAGUGAUAUAUAUAUAUAUAUACCUAGGUAUAAAUGUAAUUCUGUUAUUUUUUUUUAUAUUUAUACUAACGAUGUUUUAUAACUCGACUUAUUAUGUAUAUGUUUUCAUUUAACUCCAAACUUUGCAUUAUUUUAUAUUAUAAAGUCGCGAUAUUUUUAUCUAGCCAAUUAUUGUAUUGUGCAAAAUCAAAAAUUCAAAUGUAAAAUUGAUUAAAAACAGUACCUAGGCAAUAUUUUUCUUAUAAUAUGCAUAUCACCAAGCAUGGUUUUCGACUAGAUGAUUAGAAAUGUAACAAUUUUGAUGUGUUAUUUUUUUUAUAGAAUAACAAACACUAAAUGUGUGUUAAUUAUUGCCAAUUUUUAUCAUGAAAGACAAUAUCAAGAGGUAUAAACUAGAGGUACCUGAUAACUGUACUUCUAUAAGCAAUAAUAUUUUAAUUGUUGAUUACAUGUACAAUUGUUUUAAUGAAAAUAAGGGACGAGACUAGCAGGAAGUUCAGCUGACGGUAAUUGAUACGCCCGCCCAUUACAAUACAGUGCGCUCUAGAUUCUUGAAAAUCCCCAAAAAUUCUGAGCGGCACUACAACUGCUCUCGUCACCUUGAGACAUAAGAUGUUAAGUCUCAUUUGCCCAGUAAUUUCACUAGCUACGGCGCCCUUCAGACGGAAACACAGUAAUGCUUUCACAUUACUGCUUCACGGCAGAAAUAGGCGCCGUUGUGGUACCCAUUAACUAGCCGGCAUCCUGUGCAAAGGAGCCUCCCACUCGUAUACCAUGUCUGAUCAUUGCAAUAUUUUGAUGUUAUAUAAAAUAAUAAAUUUCGGGCCUUAUAAAUGAUAAUCUAUUAAAAAUUUUACUUAUUAACUUUAUUCACGUUUUAGAUGAAACUUUAAUGUUCGUGAUAUUUAAGCACUCAAGUACAAAAAACUUAUUGGGCUAUUUGCCUUAGUAUGUAAUAUUAAUUAUUGUAAUACCUAUAAUUUUAACAUUGAAAUUGUUGCAUGAAUAAAAAUCAAACUUAUUUUUGUUAUGAAA